CCUCUCCAAGCUUCUCUGACGUUUCUAGACAUCACAAGAAAAAUGGCUUCUAAAAAGGUGAGCACCCUUUGCAUAAUAGCCUCCCUCCUUAUCAUCUCCUUCACUCUCACCAAUGCCAUCCGACCAGAGCCGGCCUCCGCCGGUGUUAAUCCGGCGAAAAUCGGAGACGGGGAUUUUGAUCAAGCAGAGAAGGUUGAGGUUGAUGAAGAUAGCUGUGAAGGAGUAGGGGAAGAAGAGUGCUUGAUGAGAAGAACACUUGCAGCUCACAUUGAUUAUAUCUAUACCCAGAAAAACAAGCCAUGAAAAUUAAUUAAAAUUUGAUUUAAUUAGCUUUAUGUUCUUAAUUAUUUUCAUUGAUAUCUCUCAUAUUGUAGGUAUUUUUUUUGUGUUUGUUAUAUAUAAAUUUCAUGUAUAUAAAUAGAACAGCCACAAUUUUCAUUGUUAAUUUCAGGUCUCUGGUAUAGAUUUGUUUGGUA
Hevea brasiliensis (rubber tree) is the source of this 476-nucleotide messenger RNA. RefSeq names its product phytosulfokines. The record is from RefSeq and is a predicted model, not a curated record. The transcript is spliced from 2 exons. The coding region runs from base 43 to 303 and encodes 86 amino acids. Gene Ontology annotation, cellular component: extracellular region. Gene Ontology annotation, molecular function: growth factor activity. Gene Ontology annotation, biological process: cell population proliferation. Lineage: Eukaryota; Viridiplantae; Streptophyta; Magnoliopsida; Malpighiales; Euphorbiaceae.